CGAAAAGAGAGCAAUCGCAGCAAGAACAACAACGCACACGAACAACGCGCACAAAUCCAAACAACCGAACCGCGAACCGCAUCAACAACAACAACACCCGCCGCCUGCUAGCCCUUCCGUUGUGAGCGCGCGCAAGCACCUGCCUUCCUGCUGCUGCUACGACGCCGCCUUCAAGCAAGCCCCUGCUUCUUUUGCUUUGCUGUGUGAGAAUCCCGCUCGUUGCUCGCUGCGCACCAACCAACCAACCAACCAACACCCCGAAGAAGCAACCAAACGAUCGACAGAGGAGAGAAGACUGCGCAUUCUACACCCCACAUCGUUUGCGUGGAAUCAUCCUCGCCUUUCCGGCACUACGAUCCAUACACACACACACACACGCACACACGCACACACACGCACGCACACGCACACACACACUCUUCCGUCAUCAACUUCGCCCAUCCCGUGGCAGCUGCCUUCAUACAUCCAUUGCAACCGCAUCUUCCCAUCUCCUUCACGUCUCCACAUCACCGCGUCACCCCGUUAGCUCUUGUUGGCGAUCGCCAUCGUGUUUGCCGCUCCGCGCGCCCUGUCAGCAACCCAGAUGCAGCCGCAUGCCAUGGGUGACACCGUGCAAGCAACCGGCAUGACGCCCGAGGAGCUCCACGAGCUCAUGUUUCACAACAAGGACGAGAAAACGCUCAUCCUCAUCGACACACGCCCGCUCUCCGAUUACGUCGUGGGCCAUCUUGUCAACGCACACACCGUCAAGCUCUCGAGCAUGUUGCUGCGCCGUCUCGCACAGAACAAGAUUGCUCUCAAGGACCUGAUCAAGGAGGAUGAACGCGAGGCGUUUGUCACCAACUGCAAAGCAGACAACAACCCGGUUGUCGUCGUGUAUGAUGCAGCCACCACCACCGCCGAUGGCGCGCCCUACGACCAGAAGAACCCGCUUCACGUCAUCCUCCGGUCGUUGCAACACGAUGGCGUGCCUUGCUACUUCCUCAAAGGUGGGUUUGAAGCAAUGAAGGCGAAAUACGAUGUGGUUGAGGCCAGCAAAGGCAACGUGCCUGCCGGCAUUGGCUUCUCGCUCCCCGUGCAGCAGCUGCAGUCUGCAGACAAGCAAAAGACUCCGACAACUCCAAUUGAACGGCACCACCGCGAUGCAGAGCCGUGCGAGAUUCUGCCCUACAUGUAUGUUGGUGCGGAGGCGCACGCGGAAAAGGAAGAAAUUGUCAGGAAACACGGCAUCACACACAUCCUCAACCUCACGACCCGCUCGCCAACCCGCCACCCACACAUUGAGUACUGCGUCAUCGAGAUCUUGGAUUCUUGGAACCAAAACCUGAUUGCGCAUUUUGGCGAAGCAUUUGAGUUUAUUGAACGCGCGCGAGAAGCGGGUGGCAAAGUGCUGGUGCACUGCGUCGCAGGCAUCUCACGCUCGCCCUCGGUGGCCAUUGCAUAUCUCAUGUUCAAAAACAAAAUGUCACUCUCGGACGCGUACGCGCUCGUCAAGAAGAAGCGACCGUCCAUUUCGCCAAACCUGGACUUUAUGGCAGAGCUGCAGCAGUACGAGAAGCAGAUUAAGGCUGCAGACCCCUCGUUUGAGGCAUCUGGCUGGGGCGUUGGCCUGUUUGGCGAGGAGGACAGGACAUCCCCUUCAUCACUCUUGGCGUAGCACCAUCGCAAGCACACGGCUGGUUGCAUGACAGCCCAUCACGAGGUCCUGUGAUGUGACAAUGUGACUCGUGUUGGUUUCGUUCUUCAAUUGUUCACGGCGUGUGCUUGUCGCGUGCGUGGGUGGCUGGUGAUUGACACGUGGUGCGCAAGGCAUAUUGCAUGAGUGACAGUUUUGUCGCCACUAUUCCUUGCUUCCUCCUCUCUCGCUCAAUCAAACGGAUGCAAAGGGGCACAUCCCCUUUCCUUGCCCUUUGGAAUAUGUGCCACUUGUGCAUGUGUUUGAAUCGAUUUCAUAAGGCGACUGCCAAUGUGUCCACGCGCACGUGCACGUGCAUUACCUUUCUUGCGCGCGUGUACGCCUGCGUUGGGCUUGGUCGUUUCAUGAUGUCGUUGUGUGUGGUUAUCUACGAAAGUGCAUUAUCUCAGGAGCACAUGCUAUUGCUGGUUGCGUUCAUUCCUCCGUGGGCUCGUGUGUGGUUGCGUGUGUGCUGUUGUGCGGCGUGCGUUGUUCUUCACGGAUUUCCUCGUUCACCAUCAUCUUCUGUAUCAUGAUUCUCAAUUGCUGCUUGGUGUCUUAGUCAGAGCCACUCACGUCCCUGCUCUUGGGAUGCAUGUGCUUGUUCGCGUGUGUGAGUGUGAGUUUUACGUUUUAUCUUGAGCUGUGGUUGCUGACCUUUCUAAUGUGCCUUUACAUUAGUAACUGCGCCCGUUUGCGUGCGCAUUUGCUUUUGUUUCGUUUCCGUAUUCGGUGUCGCCCUCCACCCACCCGUCUUCCCACCUCAUGCACGUGCAAUGAACGCGUGCAGUGGGCACAUCGCUUCGCUCCAGGGCACAGGCGUGCACGUGUGUUGCGAGGAGACGGGUGCGGUGCUUGUGCAUGUGUGCGUGUGCGUGUACAGAAAGCCAAAUUAGAUCAACCUUCCCAAUAAACGGCGUGACCACA
Messenger RNA from Salpingoeca rosetta, 2602 nucleotides. RefSeq lists its product as uncharacterized. Lineage: Eukaryota; Choanoflagellata; Craspedida; Salpingoecidae. The record is from RefSeq and is a predicted model, not a curated record. Bases 584 to 1657 code for a protein of 357 amino acids. The transcript has 5 exons. Gene Ontology annotation, biological process: protein dephosphorylation; negative regulation of MAPK cascade. Gene Ontology annotation, molecular function: MAP kinase tyrosine/serine/threonine phosphatase activity; protein tyrosine/threonine phosphatase activity. Gene Ontology annotation, cellular component: cytoplasm.